UAAUCUGUAAGACGAAAGAUUAGAAUAGAAUUUCUUUGUUAUGGACUUGUUAGAUAAGUAAUUUUAGAGAUGCUCUGUGAUACCUGCACGUCCGUUGGUACAUUGCAGAUACAUCGAAAGGAUCGUAGAAUAUGUCUGCAACUGUCCCACCACAGACAGACCACAAGACGAAGUGCACAACUGUGCAGUAUCUAUCAUGGGAAUCACGUAGCGUCAUCCAAGAGCGUGAAUCAAUGACCCGAAGAUAAUAUGUGUAAGAUGGACGUACAAAAAUGUUAUAGAAAAAGGAAGACGUGCGAGGUGAUAGAAAUCUGAUUGGCAUUCGCGAAAAAUUGAUUGUAAUAAAGGAAUCAUCGUAGAGAUAGACGGUGGCGAUCAUAAAAUUGGUGAUUAAGGGUGCGCUCAGGAUGCUGUAUAAUCUCACGAAGAUCGAGAGGAUUCGAGUCGCGUUGAGAGCGUACUGGAGUUCAACCAGCUGAGGAUGUCGGAGCAAAACGGGCCUGGCGAUGGCCCGGGACCUGGUCCAGGCUGGUGGCCGUCAACACAAUCCUGGAAGUCGUCUGGUUCCGUCGGAUCAAAUUCGUCGUCGUCUUCUACCUCCGGUACGAGCGGCGGCACCACUUCCGUUUCUGCCUCCUGCGCCACCGCCGCCGCCACCGCACCCACCACCGGAUCGGCCUCGUCAGUCUCACCGACGUCCUCCUCCACCUGCUGUUCCUCCUCAUCCAUCGGCAAUUCUACGAUGACUACUACUCGUUCUACAGAGGCAGGGAAGAACGUUUCCGUAACUGCGAUCAAUGUCCCACCUACUCAUGAAAUGCAUGACGGUAAAGGCAUCUGUAAGUAUUUAGGAGGUCAAAAUGGCGUGACGGUGUCCGUAGUUUCAAAUUGCGGCUCGGUACUCGGCUGUGCAAGUAGUACCAGCAGCGUGGGCUCGCAUGGCAUCGGUAUUGGUAUUCUCGGUUCAAAUGCCACGGAUAUCGACGACGCGGACGACAGCGACGGUGAAAUAAGCAAGAUCGACUUCCGUGGUGUCAAUCUGCGAACCAAGAAGAAACGAGAUAUCUCCGUAAAUCAGAGCGGUGAGAAAAUCGGCGAUUGCGAUGGCGAAGGUGAAAGCGGAGCUUGCGACGGUAACGAUACGUCCCAACAGCAACAACCAGAGAGACCUAUGUCAUGGGAAGGAGAGCUCUCCGAUCAAGAGAUGUCUUCGAACACCCUCACUAAUCAGGAUCAACAUGAGGAAACGUCGAUGGAGGGUGUUCAGGUUUGCGGUGCCAGUCCCGGACCCGUAGAGCAAAAGUUUCCAAUAAAGCCAGAGCCAGACUUUCGGUCGAGUCCAGGAUAUACGCUUGGCUCCUUUCAUGAUGGAAAUUUGUCUUUAAGUCACAACCAACAAUUACAACAACAACGUGGUAUCGAAAAUCUUGAACAAACGCAACAGAGCGACCUACCUCUUCUCGUGGGAAAAUUACUUGGUGGGUACAACAGUUCCACUCCAAAUCACAGUCCUGUUCUUAAUCCAAGACAUCAUUUGACCAAGCACAGUCACACGCGAUCGCAGGUACCAUCACCGGAUUCCGCGAUUCAUUCUGCCUACAGUGUCUUCAGUUCUCCAACCCAAAGUCCUCAUGCUGCAAGACACUCUGCCUUAGGAGCAGGAAGCCCAAUUCCUUCUUCCUCGCUCUCCUUAUCUCGACAUAGCUUCAAUAAUUCAACGUCCUCCUUAUCACUCUCCCUCUCUCAUUCGCUCUCGCGUAAUAAUUCAGACGCUUCGAGCAGCUGUUACAGUUAUGGCUCUUUGAGUCCACCUACGCAUUCUCCCGUCCAACAGCCUCGACAUCCGCACGCUCACUCGCAACAUCAGCAUCAGCAAGUAGCACAAGGUAGUCCUUUGCAUCUUCCAACGGCUGCUGCUUCGGCCGUGAGCGCGCACCAUUAUUCCUCUUCCGCACCAGGAUCAGAGCUUUCAUCGGAUGGACAUCCUGGAACGGAAGAUCAAGAAGACUGUAGAAUACCUGCUGCACCAUCGGGUAUCUCCACACGACAGCAGUUAAUUAAUAGCCCCUGUCCGAUCUGCGGUGAUAAGAUCAGUGGAUUUCAUUAUGGUAUCUUCUCGUGUGAAUCGUGCAAGGGCUUCUUCAAGAGGACCGUCCAGAACCGCAAAAACUAUGUGUGCCUUAGGGGUGCAGGUUGUCCCGUUACCGUUGCCACAAGAAAGAAAUGCCCUGCUUGUCGAUUCGACAAAUGCCUCAAUAUGGGAAUGAAACUCGAAGCGAUCAGAGAGGAUCGUACCAGAGGUGGUAGGAGCACUUAUCAGUGUACAUAUACUUUACCGGCAAAUCUCGUCGGUAGUCCUGCGAACAAUAUGGCGGCAGGUGAUAAAAUGAAUGCUGCUGGUAACUGUAGUCCUGCACCGCCCGGUAGCGAACAUCAUUAUUCCGUUAGACAUCAUUCGAAUCAUUCGUAUAAAGUACAAGUAGUACCACAGCUUUUGCAGGACAUCAUGGAUGUUGAACAUCUUUGGCAUUACAAUGACAGUGAUCGUAUAACUGGUAUUCAAUCUGGUGUGAUAACUUCGGGUGGAACUAGGAGCGCUCCUGGCAGUGACAUGUUGUUAGGAAGCGGAAACGGUGGAGGAGCAGGUGCUCCUGCCGGUCGAAGUGGAUCCGCUACCAAUGGGUCUGGUACCGAUUGUCCCACCAACGGACAUGGUAGUAACAAUAUUAAUAGCAGAAGGGAAGAUAACACAACAAGACCCUGUUCAACAGGCUCAGCUUCCACCGGUAGCCACGAACAAUUGUCCGCUAACACUGGUAACGUUGGCAACUGUAAUUCCCAAAUGUGCGGAAAUUCUAAUGGCAAUCCAUCGCAACAUCCGGACUUUCUUUCGAAUCUUUGCAAUAUUGCCGAUCAUCGUUUAUAUAAGAUAGUUAAAUGGUGUAAGAGUUUGCCACUUUUCAAAAAUAUUUCAAUCGAUGAUCAGAUCUGUCUACUGAUCAAUUCAUGGUGCGAGUUGCUGCUUUUCUCUUGUUGUUUCCGUAGUAUGAGCACUCCUGGUGAAAUAAGGGUAUCUCUCGGCAAGUCGAUCACGUUAGAGCAAGCAAGACAACUCGGUUUAGCGACUUGCAUCGAGAGGAUGCUCGCUUUCACCAAUAAUUUGAGAAGGCUAAGGGUGGAUCAAUACGAAUACGUAGCGAUGAAGGUUAUAGUGUUACUUACGUCCGACACCAGUGAAUUAAAAGAACCCGAGAAAGUUAGAGCUUCUCAAGAAAAAGCUUUACAGGCACUUCAACAAUAUACUAUUGCCAGGUAUCCAGAAAUGCCUGCCAAAUUUGGUGAACUAUUAUUGAGGAUUCCAGAUUUACAAAGAACGUGUCAGGCAGGCAAGGAAUUAUUGAGUGCAAAACGUGCGGAAGGAGAAGGCAGCUCGUUCAACCUAUUAAUGGAAUUACUGAGAGGUGAUCAUUAAAACCACAUCGCCGGGACAGUGAACAAUGCCAUUCCAUGCUUAUAGGGUCCAUAAGCUUAGGGAAUUGGAUUCGCUAAGUAAUUAGAAAAAAAGCUGUUAAACUAGUACCAGAUGACUGGAAUAUACGCAUGGUCUAUAAAUAUUAGCACUUGGUGAGGGGGGUACAUACAUUCGUGUAAGCCUAGCUGAAUAUUGGAAAGCUAAAGUCUAAAAAGAAAAGAAAAGAUAAAAAACAAAAAAAAAAAAAGAAAAAGAAAAAAAAACAUUUCUCUCAAAAUGCUUCCGUACUAAACUCGCAUGCUCGCUGCCUUGAACUAUAUCAAUUUCGAUGCGGCCUAAAUUAUGCUCGAAAUGUUCAGCGUGCAUGUAUAAAUGCAAAUGAGACUGAAAAAAUAACUGACGGUGACACACAGAGCAUUUACUUUUACAAUAAUGAGCGUUGUACAAAGAAAGUUGGUAUGAUGUAGCAUUAACAUGCUACGAUCUAUUUAGAUAGGUCAAAUCCGUCCCAUUGCUUGCUUUACUAUAAUGUGUAUAGUCCGCAGUUGGGACGGAAAUUACCUUUAUUCAUGAUUGUAAUAAAGCAACCAGUAUUUUAUAUUGUUUUCUGCUUACUUAAGAAUAUGGCAUAACAAUGUCUUAUAUAUAUCCCAGUUACAAAAGUGUACUUAAAACAUCAGUCGACCAAUUGCUUAUUUAUAAGGUAGUUAAUCGAAUAAUAAUUCAUAGUUAGUAAUACUUAGUUAGUAUGUAUCCAAUGGAAAAAAAGCGAUUAUAAAAGCUCAUAUUACACUUUUUAUUCUUUUACAUGACAUAACGUUACAUCCGUAAUAGAAUUAAAUUUCUUUAAAUCAGAGCAGGCACAAAUAUUCACUCAGCUUCAUAAAAUAGUAUUUACAGUGCGCUUGGCAGCUAAAUUACAAUAAAUGCAAAUAAACCUUUUGUUAGAAGAAACGGUAACUCUAUUAAAUUGCCAUGAUGCUCCAAUAGGUAUAAAUAUUUAGUUUACAAUAUUAUUACAAUGGCUACAUAAGUUUGAACUAAACAAAUUAUAUAGGCAAGAAAUAUUUCAUUUUCUUGCCUAUUUUUCACAACGGCAAUGCGUCUGAUAAAAGUUUAUUAAAAUGAUUUUAAUUAUGUAAACUUUAUUUUAAGUGGUAAACAAAGGAAGAAAACAAGAAUAAUGGUAAUGUUCAUUUCGUACGUAUCUCCGAUAAUAAUUAUGUGUGCUGUCAACACGUGAUUUGGAAAAGUCGACUUAUGUUUUUCGUAGAAAAAAAAAAAAAAAAAAAAAAAAAUCUUUAACAUCAUAGUCAUUAAUUUA
This is a messenger RNA of Vespa velutina, 4796 nucleotides long. It is a transcript of the gene Hr39, whose product is annotated as nuclear hormone receptor FTZ-F1 beta. Gene Ontology annotation, cellular component: RNA polymerase II transcription regulator complex. Gene Ontology annotation, biological process: regulation of transcription by RNA polymerase II; hormone-mediated signaling pathway; tissue development. The transcript is spliced from 8 exons. Gene Ontology annotation, molecular function: zinc ion binding; nuclear receptor activity; RNA polymerase II cis-regulatory region sequence-specific DNA binding. NCBI's taxonomy places the organism in Eukaryota, Metazoa, Arthropoda, Insecta, Hymenoptera, Vespidae. The coding region runs from base 482 to 3472 and encodes 996 amino acids. The record is from RefSeq and is a predicted model, not a curated record.